AUGGCGCCGCAGCUAUUGAAGGAUUUAUCAACUCAUUCACGAAAAUGGAUCAUUCAAUGCUGUGUCUCCCGGAAGUGGAUCGCAACUAACUGCAACACAGGAAAAGUUCUGCAUUUGGACAUGGUGCUCAUCGAUUCCGAGGGAUCAGACAUUUGGGCAAUGGUUCCUCCUCUGUUGAUUCCAAAAUUUGAAUCCAGUCUGAUAGAACAAGAAGUGUAUGAGAUUAGGCAUUUCAAGGUUGCUAUGACAAAGAACACAUUUAGGCCUGUUCCUAAUCGUCUGAUGAUUGAGUUUGAUGCUGCCACUUUAGUCCAGCAUAUCAAAACAGUGUCCCCAAUACUUCCUUAUAAGUUCUACUUUCUCAAUCAUGCUGCUAUGAUGAAAAGGCUGUAUGAUAAGAAGAACCUUUCAGAUGCAGUUGGUCAAUUGAUUGACCAUUCCAGCCUAACUUCAAGAACCUCUGCUACCAAACACUGGAAGGAGAUCACAAUAAAACUCAUUGAAGGGGAGAUGGUGAAAGUCACUUUGUGGGGAAGUAUUGGCAAGCAAUUAGAAGACAUCAUCACUCACAAUGAAAGGAAAGCUGUCAUUCUGACUAUUACCUCUGUGUUUGUAGAUGAAUUUAAAGGGGAAAUCUGUUUGUCAUCAACCGGAGCAACUCAGUUGAAGGCGAACUUGGAUAUUCCAGAAGUGCUUGAGUUUAAGGAAAAGGACGAAAAUCUUACUGCCCCAGUUCUGCUUGCUGAAGUCCCAGCUACCGAGGUUCCAAAAAUUUCACUAGCUCAACUAAAUGAUUUCAAAAGCAAUGAAGCCCAGAGUGACAAACUAUUUUCGGUUGAAGGAAAGGUAACUCAAGUGCGUCCUAAUUGGUGUUACAUGGGUUGUGUUGCAUGCCCGCGGAAGGUGGAGGAGGAUCUGGAGGAGUAUUUUUGUGGUCACUGCAAGACAACAUCGUCCAUUGCUAAAGCAAAGUAUAGAGUUAAAUUCCAGCUGGAAGAUAACACUGGAGAGGCUGAUUUUGCCAUCCUGGAGCAUGAAGGACUGCGCUUUUUUGGAGUAAUGGCUGAUGAGUUGUUCCAAACAAAUCAGAGGAGCAAAGAACCUCUUCCGCCGCAGAUUCAUCAGAUUGUCAAUAUGACACUGAAGCUAACUGUUAAACUAACUCAGUUUAACAUCAUGAACCCUCAAACUGAGAUCUCUGUGGUCAGCAUUGACCAUGAUCCUCUUCAGCAACUCAAUAAGGAUCCGUGUUCAAAGGACCUUGGAGGAGCAACCUCAAUUGAACAGAAAAUGGAAGCUGCUCUUGAUUGUGAGGUUGAGGAUGAGAAGUAG
Molecule: messenger RNA, 1332 nt
Organism: Linum trigynum
Lineage: Eukaryota; Viridiplantae; Streptophyta; Magnoliopsida; Malpighiales; Linaceae
Source: the annotation of a GenBank genome assembly